CCACCCAUCCACGGCUUCACCCUCACCUGCUUCCCCCCCCCGGCUCCCCAUCACCAGGGUUUCCGCGAUGUGUGCCCGGUACCGGAGCUGGCUGUGGGUCUGGUCCGCCUUGCUGAGCCUGAGCGCUCCGACCCGGUCCCUGGAGCUCGGCGAGCUGUUCCCGUUCGGAGCGGAGUCCGGAGACCAGCAGCUGCCGCCCGGCUCGGACUCCACGGCCGAGCUGCCCCUCCGCGGCUCCGUGUUCUUCUUCCAGAGAGCCUGCGACCGGGUUUACAUCAACACCAAUGGCUUGGUGUCUUUCGACGGGCCCCCGAAGGAGCAGGAGUACCUGGGGAAGAUGCCUGCCGGUUUCGGAAUGAUUGCAGCGCUGCUUGGAGACCUGGAGGACAGUGACGGACUGGGAAAGGUCCACUUCAGGUGGGACAGCAGCCCGGAGGUCCUGACCCGAGCCGCAGAGUACGUCAGGCGAGCUUUCCCCAGAGAUGAGGGGGUGGAGCCCACCGCCGCCCUCGUGGUCACCUGGGAAAACAUGGCCGCCCGGGGGACAACUGGGCGAGGAGACGGAUUGGGCACAAAGAGAAACACCUUCCAGCUGGUGGUGGCCUCAAUGGAGUCGUCUUCCUGCGCCAUCCUCUUGUAUCCCCGAAGCGGUCUACAGUUCGUCUCCACCUUGGUAGGGGGUGAGAACAAGCUCCUCGAGGCUGGCUUCAACCAAGGCCUCGUGACGAGUUGGAUCUGGCAGGUCUCGCAGGGGACUUAUUUCCGCACCACCUCGGACGAAGAGACCUCCAUCAGGGAACUCACCGAAAAGACAAACUCGGGACAGGAUGGAGUCUGGGUGUACGAGAUCGGCUCCUCGCCGUUCUUUCAUGCCAUUACUACAGGAAUGGUCACUGGCUUACUUGAAGAGGAGGAGGACGCCGUCACACCUCCUGUACCAGAGGACGAAGAGCUGACUCCAACCGAUUAUCAACCCAAGUACCCAGAACCUGAGACCGUCACUCUAGGGUACAUUGAACCGGCGACUGAAGAUUAUGAAAGACGUGGUCAGUUCAAACCCGAAUCCUCUGAAUCUGAGACUGUCACACCAUGGUACACCGAACCGGCGACUGAAGAUUAUGAAAGACGUGGUCAGUUUGAUCCUGAAUACCCUGAAUCUGAGACCGUCACACCAGGGUACACCGAAUCGACGACUGAAGAUUAUGAAAGACGUGGUCAGUUCAAACCCGAAUCCUCUGAAUCUGAGACUGUCACACCAGGGUACAUCGAACCGGCGACUGAAGAUUAUGAAAGACGUGGUCAGUUUAAACCCGAAUCCUCUGAAUCUGAGACCGUCACACCAGGGUACACCGAAUCGACGACUGAAGAUUAUGAAAGACGUGGUCAGUUUGAUCCUGAAUACCCUGAAUACGAGACCGUCACACCAGGGUACACCGAACCGGCGACUGAAGACUAUGAAAGACGUGGUCAGUUUAAACCCGAAUCCUCUGAAUCUGAGACCGUCACACCAGGGUACACCGAACCGGCGACUGAAGACUAUGAAAGACGUGGUCAGUUUGAUCCUGAAUACCCUGAAUCCGAGACCGUCACUCUAGGGUACAUCGAACCGGGGACUGAAGAUUAUGAAAGACGUGGUCAGUUUAAUCCUGAAUACCCUGAAUCGGAGACCGUCACACCAGGGUACACCGACCCUGAAAGGGCUGAACCAAGAUACCCAGACACUUCUGAGACAAGGUACCCCGACCGAACCGGGCCGAGGUACCCAGAAUCCGAGCCUUCCCAACCCAGAUAUCCGGACCUUGAAACAAACGAGCCGAGAUACUCUCCAGACGAGCCGAGGUACCCCGAUCCAGUCCAACCAGUACCGCCCCAUUCCCAUUCCCGGCCCCAGCAACCCCAGAUCGUCGUGGUAGACGAGGAUGAAGCUCUCAACGUGACCGUCUUUCCGUACAAUUCAGAGACGUGCGCCCACAACCGGCUCAAAUGCUCGGCUUUCGCAGACUGUCGAGAUUACAGCACCGGGUACUGCUGCCACUGCCGGCCCGGUUUCUAUGGUAACGGAAAGGACUGCGUCGCUGAGGGCAAACCACAGAGAAUUAACGGCAAGGUGAACGGCCGAGUCUUUGUGGGGAACUCGCCCUCCCCCGUCGAGCUCGGUAACAACGACCUGCACUCGUACAUGGUGGUCAACGACGGGCGGGCCUCCGUGGCCAUCAGCAACAUCCCGGACGCCCUGGGCCCCUCCAUGCUGCCGCUGACGUCCCUCGGCGGGGUCAUCGGCUGGGCCUUCGCCCUGGAGCAGCCCGGCCACCACAACGGCUUCAGCCUCAUCGGCGGUCGGUUUUCCCGGCAGGCCGAGGUCAUCUUCCACCCUGGCAACGAGCGCCUGAGCAUCACACAGCGGUUCGAAGGCAUCGACGAGCACGACCACCUGGUGGUGAACACGGAGCUGGAGGGGCGCCUGCCCGCCGUCCCGCUGGGGUCCUCCGUCGACAUCAACCCGUACCAGGAGGUCUACCAGUACGACAGGAACCUGAUCGCUUCUUCCUCCAACCGCAACUACACCGUCACCUCCCCCGACGGUGAGGCGCAGACCAGGAGCUACCACCUGCGGCAGACCCUCACCUUCGAGGGCUGCGCGCACGACGAGGCCCCCGUGGCGGCGCAGUCCGCCCAGCGGCUCAGCGUGGACCGCGUCUUCGUCAUGUUCGAGGCCCACAACCAUCUGAUCCGCUACGCCACCAGCAACAAGAUCGGCUCGGUCCACGGCAGCCCCCCCCAGCAGAACCCGUGUUUCACCGGCCGACACGGCUGCGACAUCAACGCCGCGUGCCGCCCGGCCGAAGGCCUCCAGUUCAGCUGCCAGUGCGCCGCCGGUUUCACCGGAGACGGGCGCUACUGCCACGAUGAUGACGAGUGCAGAGAGACUCCUGAGAUCUGUGGAGCCAACGCCGUCUGCAUCAAUCAGCCCGGAAGCUUCCGCUGUGAGUGUUCCGCCGGCUUCCUGUUCGCCGGCGACGGAAGGACCUGCAUCGAGAAGCGCCCGGUGGAUCCGUGCCACGACUGCGACGCCCCCGAGAGAGCGCUGUGCAGCCCCGCCGGGGGCUCCGCCUUCGUCUGCUCCUGCCUGCCGGGCUUCGAGGGGGACGGCCGGCUGUGUCGGGACGUGGACGAGUGUCAGCAGGACCGAUGCCACAGCGCCGCCUUCUGCUCCAACACGCCGGGCUCCUACGCCUGCCAGUGCCAUCCCGGUUUCCACGGCGACGGCUUCCAGUGCAGCCCCUCCUCCUCCGAGCGCCAGGCGACGGCGUGCGAGCGCCACAGAGAGAGCGUCCAGGCCGCCGCCCCCGGCUUCCCCUUCGAGUUCCGCCCCCGGCCGCCGGUCGGUCAGUACGUCCCCCAGUGCGACCAGCGCGGGGCCUACGAGUCCACGCAGUGCCACGCCGCCAUCGGGCAGUGCUGGUGUGCGGACAGCGCCGGACGGGAGAUCCCCAACACGCGCACGGGACCCGGCAGCACCCCCCUGUGUAUCGACCAGGCGGUGACUCCCGCUCCGGUGGGUCCGACCCCGCGGCCCGACGUGCACCCCGUCCCGUCGGGGACGUACCUGCUGUUCGCCCAGAGCGGGAAGAUCGAACGCGUUCCUCUGGACGGGUACGACAUGCAGCAGGAGGAGGCCAAAACUCUGCUGCACCUCCCGGAGCGGGUGGUGAUCGCCGUGGCCUACGACUGCGUGGAGGAGAUGGUUUACUGGACCGACAUCACCGGGCCGGCCAUCAGCCGGGCCCGUCUGAGCGGAGGAGACGUCGUCCCGGUCGUCACUACAGGGCUCCAGAGUCCCGAGGGCCUCGCCGUCGACCACGUGGCCCGCCUCCUCUUCUGGACCGACUCGGCGCGCGACACCGUGGAGGUCUCCCAGCUGGACGGCGGCCGGCGCCGCGUCCUCCACGACACGGACCUGAUCAACCCUCGAGCCAUCGUCGCCAACCCGGCGUACGGGCGGCUGUACUGGUCGGACUGGAACAGGGACGGGCCCAAAAUCGAGAUGUCCAACAUGGACGGGACGGAUCGGUCGGUGCUGGUGAAAGACGACCUGGGGCUCCCCAACGGCCUGACCUUUGACCACGAAGGCCAGCAGCUGUGCUGGGCCGACGCAGGGACCCGCAAGGUGGAGUGUAUGGAUCCGCACCGCAGGCUGAGGAGGCUGAUCGUGGAGGGGAUCCAGUACCCCUUCGCUCUGGUCCACCUCGGGAAGAACCUCUACUACACCGACUGGAGGAGGGAGGCGGUGGUCGCCGUGGAUCGCGUCUCGGGGGAAGAGAUCGAGGAGUUUCUGCCGCGGAAGCGCUCCCGGCUGUACGGCAUCACCGCGACACCGGCCCAGUGUCGGCAAGCCUACAACUACUGCUCCGACAACGGCGGAUGCCCCCACCUGUGCCUGCCGCGGCUCGGCGGCUUCACCUGCCGCUGCCCGGACGCCGGCGGCCCGUGUGAGGAGGGGAGCCCGUGAGGUCAUCGAGGGGGGGGGGGGGUGGGG
Molecule: messenger RNA, 4537 nt
Organism: Pungitius pungitius (ninespine stickleback)
Lineage: Eukaryota; Metazoa; Chordata; Actinopteri; Perciformes; Gasterosteidae
Product: nidogen-1-like
Exons: 20
Coding region: 68-4510 (1480 amino acids)
Biological process (GO): cell-matrix adhesion
Molecular function (GO): calcium ion binding
Source: RefSeq, a predicted model, not a curated record